Messenger RNA from Lotus japonicus, 4392 nucleotides. RefSeq names its product pentatricopeptide repeat-containing protein At5g39710-like. The transcript has 3 exons. NCBI's taxonomy places the organism in Eukaryota, Viridiplantae, Streptophyta, Magnoliopsida, Fabales, Fabaceae. The record is from RefSeq and is a predicted model, not a curated record. Bases 776 to 1930 code for a protein of 384 amino acids. Gene Ontology annotation, molecular function: protein binding.
UACCACUUACCAUAAUAGUAGCACAGGCCCAAAGGACACAGACAAAGUAACAACGGUGAAGAUGACCGACCUACUGAGAUUGUCGUUGCCGCCGAAAUCAAAACCCAAUGAAGCUCCUCCGCGUUUCCGCCACCCUCAAAACCCUUCGCCGCCACAUGCUCCGCGGCUUCGCCGCCGCUGGGAACAUAGAAUCAGUAUCGGAGCCCAUCACGAUGAUAGCAGCGAAGAAGGGUUUGCAGCCAAAUUUGGUUUCGAUGAAUGCGGUUAUUCAGGGUUUGUGCGUGGAAAGGAGGAAAGAAGAAGCUGAGGCGGUGUUUGAGGAGAUGAAACGGAAGGGUUUGGCACCUGAUGAGAAGACUUACUCGUCUCUCUUUCAUUUGUUCUGCGACUGGGGUUUUUAUGCGUCCUAUUGGAGUGAGAAAGCUGAUAAGGUUUUGAGUGAAAUGAUUGAUAGCGGGUUUUCACCCUCGGUUGUUGAAUACAACAAGCUUAUUCAUUCAUACUGCAGUUGGGGUUGGGAAGAGGGGGUUGAGAAGGCUGUGGAGAUUUUGAGAAGCAUGCCUGAGAGGGGUUUGUCCCCUGAUGCUGAAAGUUAUAGCAAUGUUAUUUCUAAGUUUGGCCAAAUUUGGGAGCUGGAGAAGGCAUUUGAAAUCAAGAAGGAGAUGGUUGACAAGGGCUUCUUGCCUUGUGUAUCAUUUCGAGGCUUAUAGACCGCCUGUGCUGGAUCCCGCAGGCGCAGCCAAGACUGUUAGAAGCUUUUGAUCUCUUCCGAGAGAUGCUGCGAAGGGGUGUGUUGCCAAAGGAGUAUACUUAUUAUAAUUUGAUGUAUGCUUAUUGUGAAAAAGGUGAAUUCAGUAAGGCUUUUCAUAUGCAUGAGGAAAUGAUACACAAGGGUUUUUUGCCUGAUUUUUUUACUAGAUUUUCACCGUCUCUUGUUACUUGCAAUGCGCUUAUUCAUGGACUUAGCUUUUUCGGGAGGGCUGAGGAGGCUCUGGAGAUUUUGAGGGGCAUGCCUGAGAUGGGUUUGUUCCCUGAUACUGUUAGUUAUACUGCCGUUGUAUCUGGGUUUUGCCAAAUCGGAGAGCUAAGGAAGGCGUAUGAUUUGAAGAUGGAGAUGGAUGAAAUGCUGACGAGUGAUACGUCGGAUGUCCGGCCCCUGUCUGGAGACGUGUUACGUUCACUUAUUACCGAAGAAGGCGACCUGUUGGAUGAGGUUAAUUAUACUAGUGUGAUAAAUGCUUAUUGUGCUGAUGGUGAAGUGGUUAAGGCUGAGAAAUUGCUUGAUGAAUUGACACACUAUGAUGUGCGACGGUGUGUUAUCUAUGAUGUGUUUGUUAAUGGACUUGAUAAGAAAGCUAGGACAAAAGAAGCUAAGGAGAUGCUCCUGGGCUGGGUUUUUUAUAUGUGGUGGAGUACUUGGCCAACUUUAACAUUUGAUACUCUGAUAGAGAACUGCAGUAAUAAUGAAUUUAAGAGUUUGGUAGAGCUUGUCAAAGGUCUACGGACGAGGGAUUUAGAGAAUGCGGCAGCCAGUGUUAUGAACACAGUGUUUCAGUGGAAUUAUAAGCCAGAUGGAGCAGUUUAUAAUUUCUUAAUUGUUGAACAUUGUAGAUGUAAAAAUGUUGAUAAGGCGUAUAAUAUGUACACGGAGAUGGUGCAUUAUGGUAUUGCUCCUCAUAUGUUCUCUGUACUUGCUCUUAUCCAUGUUCUAUAUUGUGAUGAUAGGUACAAUGAGAUGAGCUGGGUAAUUCAAAACACAUUGAGGAGCAGUAACCUCAAUGAUUCUGAGCUACAUAAACUACUUAAUGAAAUUGGCAUCAGUAAAGGUAAAUUUAAAGAAGAUGCUCUUUUCAAUGUGCUAGCUGAAAUAGCCAUGGAUGGCCUGUUACUUAAUGGUGGAAAGUGUUCAUAUGCUCCAACAAGAGCCUAAUAUCUUAAGUUUUGCUUGUUGAACUCUGUUACCAUAACCUUUAAGUAGAAAUUGAUUUCUUUGUGUUUUUUAAAUCUAAAGGUCUUUCUUACAGUUGCUAAUUUACUUUCAGGUUCUUGGGAAUCAUGUUUUAUAGUGCUAUGAUUGAUUAUAGAAUAUUUUGUUAAAUUUGCGUGUACAGUUGGUCGUGUUAUAUAGCAGUACUUAUAAACAAAGUAAUGAAAUUAUGUCAUAGGAGCACAAAUUAAAUAUUCCAUGCCUUCGUAGUCCAAAUUUCCAUGAAAAGCCAAAACCUUCAAUAAAAAACCUGUCCUGACAUGGGUGAUGAAGAAAAAAUCAUUCUAUACCCAUUUGCAUACGUCUAUAACAACUACACCGCUGGAUGGAUGAUGGUUACCGUGCAGUAUGGUAGAUAGUGGGUUUUUUACUUUUUUCCAGUACAUAAGCAGGUCUACUUCAAGGGUUGCUCCAGGUCAAUUUUAUGGGACGAGGCUGAUGUGAUCAAGGUCAGUAAUGUGGAGCUUGAGUUCCUAACCGGGAGUGACAAAAUUGAUGAUGCCUCUGCUCUCUCCCUGUGGCAUCCCAAUUUGAAGUUGCUCCUGGUAACUCUUGGUGAAAAUGGCUCCAGAUACUAUACCAAGAAUUUCCAUGGAUCAGUGGAGGGUUUCAGUGUCAAAACCGUUGAUACAACUGGUGCUGGUGAUUCCUUUGUUGGUGCUCUGUUGUGCAAGAUUGUUGAUGAUCAAUCCAUAUUUGAAAUUAAGGGAAGUGCUUAAGUUUGCAAAUGCUUGUGGAGCAAUUACAACCACUAAAUAAUGUGCAAUUCCAGCUCUUCCCACACAGGCUGAUGCUCUCAACCCGAGCAACGAUGCAUAGAAAUUUAGUGCUAGUAUAGAUUAGAUGAGAACAAUUAGUUAUUAUGAUAGUUGGUAACAUUUUUACUAGAUGUUAAUGUGAUGAUACCAAUCUUCAUCACUUGGUUUUGACUUGCUAAGUUGUUAUCUUUUUCAGUUUUUUGCUCUCUUUCUGCAUUUUUGUUCAGUUGCCAAUGUUGUUUCUCUUACAAGUUUUAUUUUUGGUCAAUUUCUUCCAAGUUUUGAGAAAGUGUUUGAAUAAAAUUUUGAGUCCUGAUCCGCAUUUUUUUAAUCGUUUAAUCCUUUGUUUAAUUUGGAGUAAAUAGUCAAGUAAGUUCUUAGAAAGAUUUAACCUCAUAUAAUUAAAAUCAUUCUUACUAUCACCGUCAACUUAGCCCUUGUGUAUAGGUUUUUGCAAUUGCAUCUUUUUCUCUUAUAUUUUCAUUUUAUCAUUUAAUUAGUUUCUUUUGAUCCAUUCCCCUACUUCUCCUUUUCUUUUCUUUUUUUCUGCUCAAACUAUAAUUUUGAUGGAUCAGUGGAGGCUUUCCAUGUAACACAGUUAAGGCGGAACAUGAGAACUUUUCACAUUAAUUCUAGCUCAUGUAUUUUUUUUAAUCACAUUUGAUCAUUCAUCUUCCACCUCCAUCUCCUUCCCCCUUUUUUCUCUUGCUCCAUAGUUCAAACCAAAUGAAGAUGCGAAAAAAGUUUCAUGAAAUGUGUAUAGUGCCAACACUUAGGUGACACUUAGCUUUUGUGGUUAAAAGUCAUCCAAUUUGCAUACCUAAUCCAAUUUACAUACAAAAUAAAAAGCAUAUGUUCUAUUUUAUCAUAGUUGUUGAGGCAAAAGACUCUCAGACUCGGUCUUGAGCAAUUGCAGAACCACACAUAAAGAGAGGAAAAACGAGAGAGAUGGAAAAAUAGGGAAAACUGUAUAUUCUAUAUUCAUAUUGAAUGUUUUUUUUUAUAAGCAUAUUCAUAUUGAAUGUAAUCAGUGUUAUAUACAGACACUAAUCAAAAGCUGACUUGGCAUAUAGCUGACCUGGCAUAUAGCCACAACAACACGAAACAGACUCUUAACAAACUAAACAAAUCACAACAAGUAGUUGUUAUCACCCUAAACAUGAUUACUCUCAACACACCCCCCUUAAACAGUUUACAUCAGAAACACUUCAUCCCAAGUCUGUUUCUCAGCUUUUCAAAACUUUCCCUCUUCAAAGCCUUUGUAAGCACGUCUGCCACUUGCUCUUCGGACCUACAGAUUUCGAGCCUCAGCUUAUUCUUGCUCACCUGGUCCCUCAGAAAGUGAAACCUGGUUUUGAUAUGCUUGCUCCUUCCGUGAGCAACAUGAUUCUUGGCAAGAUUAAUGGCAGACUUGUUAUCAACAUACAUCACAAUAGGUCCUGCAGAAUCCACUUUCAGAUCAUCAAGCAAAGUUUGCAACUAGAGAGCUUGACAACUCCCCGACAACUUCAUUUUUUUUUAAAUAGUUUAAAACUUGUUUAAUUAGGAUUAAAUAUUCUUAAAUUAUUUAACCUCAUAUAGUAUUGAAAGUAUACUUUAUUGCAAUUGCAUCUAUUUAAUAUUUUUCCUUUUAUCAUUCAAUUGGUU